AUGAUAAUUCAAAUCAUUGUUUUGUAUCUCAUUGAUGAGGUAGACCACCAACUACAGGAAGAUAAAACCAAAUUUAGGAAAAAAUUCUAUUUUAAUAAAAAAAAAUACGUUUAUUCUUUAAUUCUCACUAAAGUUAAUAAUAAUACUGAUACUAUAUAUACAAUAGAAUAUUGUAUAUCUUGUUGUUUAAUAAGUGAGCUUAAUAUUUUAAAGAAUAAAAAGAGGACAAUAGAAUUAAAUUUCUAUAGUUGUAUUGGAAAUGAUCUCAUUUAUUAUAACUUUUUCAAUAUAAGGAGUAUUUUCUUGUUUGUCGUUGACUUUGGAAAGGAACCAGUUGAAGCUUUCUGA
Messenger RNA from Heterostelium album PN500, 348 nucleotides. RefSeq lists its product as uncharacterized. The coding region runs from base 1 to 348 and encodes 115 amino acids. The transcript has 4 exons. NCBI's taxonomy places the organism in Eukaryota, Evosea, Eumycetozoa, Acytosteliales, Acytosteliaceae. The record is from RefSeq and is a predicted model, not a curated record.